Messenger RNA from Cylicocyclus nassatus, 321 nucleotides. Lineage: Eukaryota; Metazoa; Nematoda; Chromadorea; Rhabditida; Strongylidae. The record is from the annotation of a GenBank genome assembly.
UUUCAGAAUGACAUGGGCCCUUAUUGUCGUGCUGCUUCUUUUGAACCUUGUUCAACCAAUCCAACCAUCAACCAACCCUCGAACAGUUGUUGAUUCAGUGUAUUGGAGUCUCUGCAGAGGAUUUGAUAGCAAAAAUCCUCACGUCAGAAAGUUAGCAGAUGAAAGAUGCAACUCUUAUUGUAAGAGACAGGAGUCAGCCAUCGAUGGCGGUUGCAGAGGAUACGUGUGCCAAUGCCUACUUAAAGCUACUCCUUUGUAAGCUGACUUGAUCCAGCUAUCUCAAUGUUCUCUGCAGUAGUAAUGUCUGCUUUGAGAAACAUA